Molecule: messenger RNA, 2357 nt
Organism: Aphanomyces invadans
Lineage: Eukaryota; Oomycota; Saprolegniomycetes; Saprolegniales; Verrucalvaceae
Exons: 3
Coding region: 1-2334 (777 amino acids)
Source: RefSeq, a predicted model, not a curated record
AUGUCUUCGCCACCUUCGCCCGUCCAGCCAACCGGAGCACCGGCGUCGACCCCGGACGCACCUAAUUCCUUCCUGGUGCCUCCAGUGCUGUCGUCGGCCGUGCCCGCCGUUGGCUCGGCCGGUCCUCCUGGUGCCCAGGAUGGAACCAACGCACCGACCGUCGAGUCGCUGUAUUCGUCGUUGAAGCGUUCGGCCACGGAAUUCGCCUUGUUGUCUGCCCGCCUGGACAGUGCACGAGGGGCCGCCCAGUCCACUCUGGUCGCUGCUAGAUCUCUUUUGGGCGACGGCGGGCCUGGCUCGAUCCUGCGUUCCGUCCAGGAGCUGGUCACCGCCAAGGACGCCGCCGAGCAUCUCCUGGCGCGGGUGCAGUCCAACCUGGUGGCCCGCGAGACGGACCUUGUCGUUGAGCGCAACUCCCGUGUCGCGGCGGAAGCGUACGUGGCCGCCCUCCGGGACCAGCUGGACACCGAGACCCGCCAAGCAGCGGAGACGAUCGGUCAGUUGCGCAGCGACCUGGCGGUCGUCAACAACAAAGUCGAUGCUUGGUCCAAGCGUUUCCAGACCGUCGGUUCGGUGGAGGCGUCCCUGCGAGCGUCGAUCGCGCCCCUGAAGGCUCAGCGUGAGGCUCAGGGCUGGCAAGCGGCGUCCCUGCAGUUGGACCUCGACCGCGCCUGUGACGAGCUGGACUCGGCACGCCAAGACGCCAGCCAAAAGAGCGCCCCCAAUUGGCGUCAGCAGCCCGGGGAAGCUCCUUCGGCCGCCUCGUCUCCAAGACCGCCAUCCGCGUUGGCCCCCGUGACCGAGCACGUCCUUCGCGCACGCGUCCGCGAGCUAGAAGGCGAGUUGGCGGCAGCCCGGUCGUCGGCCGAAACCAGUCGGACCACCGUAGAGUCGCUGCUUGACGCGCUCCGGGCCCGGGCGAAGGACCAAGAGGAGGUCCUGAACAAGUCCGCCGAGGUGGUCGGCACUCUCCGCGACUCGAACCUGGCUCUGGGUCAGGAGUGCGACGAACUUCGCGUCCGGCUCGACGUGGCGGAGCAAGAUGCCCUCAAGGCCAAUCGGCGGUUCGCCGACGCGGUGCCCAUCUUCUGGGACUGGGUGGUGCGCCAGUUCGCCGUCGAGAGGGCUGAACUGGUCCCCUCUCUCGUGGCGUCCUGGAAGGCGGGGGAAGACCCUGGCCAUCGCACCGGCUCCAGCGAUGCUCGUCCCGCCGGCUCCCUUCGUGGGUCGUAUUGUCGGCCGCGACUACCGGUCCUGGGCGGCGGCGCGUCUUCAACCAAGUGGUGUUAUGACUCCGGUGGCGUCUGCGGUUGUCUCCACCACCCGGUCGACGCCGAGUCUGACGACACCGAGUCGCCGCCGGACACGCCGCCCAGUUCUCCGGCCAUCAAGCGUUCGUCGGACGGAUCGGGCCCCGGCAAGGCGGAAAAGGCUCGCAAGACCCCACCAGCCCCUUGCGGGGUCCAAGGCCUUGCCCACGACGACCUGCCGCCGUCGGUUGUCGUCGCGUACGAAGAGGUUAUCGCCGCGCGGCCGUGGGAACGCUUCCACACCCAAGUGUCCUUCGUGCCCAAGGCAUUCCGGGCGGACGCCGAGUGGAAGGCGUUGCAUCAGUCCCUGGUGGAUUUCUGGUCCGGGCAUGCGCGGGCGAUCUGGAACCGGUGGUUCCUGCCACUGUCCAGCCCGGCGGCCGACGCGGAGGUCGACAAGCUCCUUCCGUCGCUUGUGUCUUUGGCCGGGUGCUUAUUCCGAGUCUUCCAGCGCCAUGGCGACGACAUCCUCCGCUUUCUAAGCUAUCCCCACUCGUUCUGGCCGGUGUAUCUGUCCCAGGGCAUCAUGCUCCGGAGCGUGGUGAGACGUCAUGGCGAGGCGGAGGCGAUCCGAUACCUUCGCGAGGGUGGAACUCAGUGGUGGCCCGAGGUGCCCACCCUCGUCAAGUCGCGAUCCUGGCGAGCUCCCGACAACGCGACCCUGACGUAUCUCCACAAGCGAGAGCUGAAACCCGGCACCGCGGCCAAGUUCGAUCUCAACCGGUCGGGCGUGACCCAGGACGUGGUACGUCGGUCCAUCGCGUCGAUGUUGGACGUCAUCAAUGGCGCGCGCUACGGGACGGGGCCGCCGAAGCCGUUCCCAUUCCUCGUCGCGAGUUACUCGCAGCCGCCCAUGGGGUCGCAAUGGUCGUCGACGAUCACACUUCAGCGCGGCACGCCGUACGUCGAGACCACCAGCUCGGCCGCUCCGUCCCAAUCAUCAGGGGCGGUGGAAUCCCAGGCGCCCUCGUCGUCGACUCCGCGUCCAGUGCACGUGUCGUCGGACGGCUCCAUCAGUCUUUAACUUCGUAACGCAUUCUUUCUUCC